This is a messenger RNA of Miscanthus lutarioriparius, 453 nucleotides long. NCBI's taxonomy places the organism in Eukaryota, Viridiplantae, Streptophyta, Magnoliopsida, Poales, Poaceae. The record is from the annotation of a GenBank genome assembly.
AUGGCGCAACAGCGGCAGCAAAGCAGGCACGGGAGCGGCGGCGGCGGCGUCCUCCGCCUCGUCGCGGUGCUGCUCCUGCUCUCGCUCUGCCUCGCUCGCGCCGACGCCGUGGCCGCGCCUUCGGCUCCUCUCGGUAUAUGUUCCUGGGUGUCCCACGUCGGCCAGUUCCGGAUUGGGGUCCUUCCCGACUUUGAUUUGAACGGCUUGGUCUCUGUGCUCUCUUCUCUUUGCAGCGGGUGCUGUGCUGCCUCAGAGUCGGAGCAUGGCGUGGCGACCGCACUGGAGAAUGCUCUAGCACAGGAGGAGGUGGCCCGCGGGCACUCCACGGCCUCGACGGCGGCGGCAGAGGAGGACGACGGCGACGGAGCGGUGGUGCUAGAGAGGGUGGCGAUGGAGUCGACCGAGAACUACGGCUUCCCCAGCGCCAAUAGCCGGCACGUCCCGCACCCGUGA